Molecule: messenger RNA, 2631 nt
Organism: Xyrauchen texanus (razorback sucker)
Lineage: Eukaryota; Metazoa; Chordata; Actinopteri; Cypriniformes; Catostomidae
Gene: nefmb
Product: neurofilament medium chain b
Biological process (GO): neurofilament bundle assembly
Cellular component (GO): cytoplasm; postsynaptic intermediate filament cytoskeleton; axon
Molecular function (GO): structural constituent of cytoskeleton
Source: RefSeq, a predicted model, not a curated record
AGCACCUUUCACCAUGGAUAUAGUGAAUUCUUCCCGCAGAAGGGCUCUCCGUCCUCCAGCGUCCGCAACGCGCUCGCACUCCUGGACUAAAAGCAGUCCUGGUUAUUCCUGUUCAUUCAAAAGAGCGACAAAUGUCCCCGUUUCCAGGUCGUACACCCCCGCGGUGCUCGCGUCUCCUGAGGGUUUCGAGUUGAGCGAUGCGCUGAAUGGAGGCUCAGGGCGCACUAAUGAAAAGGAGCAACUCCAAGGGCUAAACGACCGCUUUGCGAGUUACAUCGACAAAGUGCGAUUCUUAGAGGAGCAGAACAAGCAAUUGGACUCCGAAAUCCAAGCGCUGAAGCAACAGAAGGUGUCGCAGUCACUGCAGAGCGAUGCGUACGACCGAGAGCUCCAAGACCUGCGCUUCGCCCUGGAGCAACUCCACAAAGAGAGAGCGCAGAUCAUGCUGGACACCGACCACAUUGACGAGGAUCUCCAGCGACUCAGAGAGCGAUACGAAGAUGAAGCCCGGCUCAAGGAGCACAUGGAAGCCGCGAUUCGAGGCAUGAAGAAAGACAAGGACGACUCGGUUCUGAUGAAACUGGAACUGGAGAGGAAAGUCCAGGCUCUUGUGGACGAAAUGGACUUCUUGCGCCAAAACCACGAGGAGGAGAUCAGCGAGCUUUUGGCUCAGCUUCAAGCCGCGCAGGUGCCGGUGGUGGAGAUGAGGGAUCUCCAGAAGACCGACAUUACUGCGGCGCUCCGGGAGAUCCGUGCGCAGCUGGACGGGCUCUCCUCAAAGAACCUCCAGCAGGCGGAGGAGGUGUUCAAGUGCCGCUACGCCAUGCUAUCGGACGCCGCGGAACAGAACAAGGAUGCUAUGAAGUCCAUACGGGAUGAGCUCGCAGAUUACCGCCGUCAGAUUCAAGCCAAGAACUCAGAACUGGAGGCUCUUCGAGGCACCAAAGAUUCUCUGGAAAGGCAGCUGCAUGAUAUUGAGGACCGCCACAACAACGACGCUGCAAGUUAUCAGGAAAUGAUCCACCAAUUAGAAAAUGAUUUGAAGGGAACAAAGUGGGAAAUGGCUCGUCAUCUCCGGGAAUAUCAGGAUCUGCUCAAUGUUAAGAUGGCACUGGAUGCUGAAAUAGCAGCUUACAGGAAACUGCUAGAAGGUGAGGAGACGCACUUUCGCACCAUUUCUGGAAGUAUUUCCAGCGCCACCUUCGCUUACAGCCAGCCUAAAACUUCUAAAGUCAGGCAUAAAAUAGUGGAGGAAAUCAUUGAGGAGACCAAAGCAGAGAGUGACAUCAAUGAUGACCUGGCCGAAGUCGCUAGAGAGGUGGCGAAAGAAGCAGAUGAAGAGGAAGAGCGGGAGGAAGAGGAGGAGAUUGUUGCCGCUAGUCAAGCCAAAGUGAGUUCUAGCGCUCCUGAGGGUGAAGAGGAAGAGGGUGGGGAUGAGGAAGAAACAGCAGAAGAGGGAGAAGCUGUUGAGGAGGAAGAGGGCAUAGCUGAUGAGGAGGAAGAGGAAGAAGUGGAAGAGGAAACAGAGGAAGGUGAAGAGGAAAAGGAACAGGAAGUUGAAGUAAUUGAGGAGACAGAGCUAUGUGGUGACAAAUCUCCAACAUCAGAUAACAAAGAAAAAGAAAGCAGUGACAAAGACGAGGAAGGAAAAGAAGAGGAAGAGGAGAAUGAAGAAGGACAGGCAGAGGGUAAAGAACAAGCCAAAGAUGAUGAGGAAAAGGAAGAAGUUGAUGAAAAAGACAUUGUGGAAGAGGAAACAAAAUCUGAAGGAGAUGAAGAGAAGAAAGGGGACUCUGGAGAAGAAGAAAAAGCUGAAUCAGAAAAUGGGGACAAAAAAGUGAGUGAAGAGAAACAGAAACCAAAAAGCCCAGCAGAUGAGCAGGACAAGGGAAAAGAAGUUGUAACCAACAGAGAACAGACAAGCCCGGCCAAAGAGGAAGCCAGCCCAAAAGAAGAGGUUCAAACCAGCACGGUGGAGACCAUUACCAAUGGAGACAAGGAAACCAAACCAGACACAGAGAUAGAGAAAAAAGCAGAGGAAAAGCCACAGGAGAAAAAGCAAGUUACCAAAAAGGAGGAGAAAGUGUCCCCACAACCAAAGAUGGAAAUCAAAGGGAAAGACUGAUGCUUAAAAGGAAUUUAGUUCUAUCCAAUUGUUAAAAAUUAUUCUCUUUGAUGCAAAAUGUGAAAACCAACUUGAAAGCAGUUUGAUGCAGCUAGCAAAAUAAUUGCAUGUGUGUUAUACAAUUGACUUGCAUGUGUGGUCUGGGAGGACAUGCUGCCUAGCCGUGCUGAGUUUGAAUUAAAAUGCAAGUACUUUAUGCUGCUAAUGUCUUGAAUGAUAUAAAGUCUGCUAAUGAAAGAUUUUACAGUGAUUCGAAAUUCAUCAGCAGUCAUUCAGCAAUAAUGGUGCUACUACAACAUUGACAUUUGCAAGCGCACUUCAAGCAGAAACUUAAUUUAAUUCUUUAAACUAUAUGAUGUCUUUCUUGUCUACUUUUUGUCUUAAGACAUAAUGCACUGAAUCAAUGAUAAGAGUCGGUUUGUUAACAUGAUGCUGUGAACGCUAAAGGUGCUGCUCUGUCGAUCUGCAAUAUCAAUAUCACCUCAAUCAAUAAAAACUCUCCUAAG